CGAUUGUAAUGCCAACGUUGACGGCACGCGGAUGGCGUUCGCGUCGCGAGUUGUGUUUGAAAAUAAUGAAAAUGUAUUUUCGUUAAAGCCAAAGCUGAGAAUCGAAGUUAAAAUAAAUCAUGUAUAAGCAAAUCGAAGAAGCCAAAGCGUCGCAGCCAAAGAUGAAAUCAACAAUCAGAAAUUGCCAGUCAUAAAAAAAGGGAAAGAAAAGGAACCCAAAGUGCUUCCAAAUAUAAACUUCCAUAACUAUGGAAACUGAUAACCGUGGACGACAUCCAGCUAUGACCACCGCCUCCAGCACCAUCAUACCACGCAAUGGCGGCUUCUGUGGUGCACUGCAGCGGGCGCCUCCUUCAAUUCCCCCCGGUUUGGCCCGACGCCUUUCCAGUCGCGAAUGUUACGGCGUUGGCAAAGUGAAAGUCAUGUUACGGGUCGCGGACAAGGUGUCCGCCUCGGGAGAACCUCAUUUCAUGGCGCUGGACAAGAAGAAGCGCCAGGUGACCCUCACAGAUCCCAAGAAUGUUUGUGCUCCCCAAGCCCAGGAACGGGCUCCCAUGGUGGCUGCACCCAAAAUGUUUGCAUUCGACAAUUUAUUUAGUGUGGAGGAUAAACAGUCGGAUGUCUGUGCAGCUGCUUUGAGCGAAGUAAUUCCCGCCGUGCUCGAGGGCUCCGAUGGUUGUCUGCUGGCCAUGGGAUACCCGGGUACGGGUCAACCGCAGACGGUGCUGGGCGAUCUGGGAUCGGGCGCCUUAGGGGCAGCGCCCUGUGCCAUUGCCUGGCUGUACAAGGGCAUUCAGGAGCGGAGGCAGAAGAGCGGGGCAAGAUUCUCGGUGCGUGUUAGCGCCGUUGGCGUUAGUGCGACCAAACCGGAUGCUCUCUCCACGGAUCUGCUCAUCUCGCAUGCGGCUGAAUCUGACGACUCCCCGGGGAUUUAUUUGCGUGACGACUUCCUUGGCGGCCCAACGGAGCUACGUGCCCCCACCGCUGAGCGUGCGGCCCUCUUCCUUGACUCGGCCCUCGCCGGACGCUUAAAAAGUUCCGGCGCUGGCAAUUCCUCCUCCAACGCAAGCACGAAUCCCAACUCCUCCAACUCCAACUCCAGUUCAAACUCGAACUCAAACUCAUCGACACUGGAGUCCGCCCUCAUCUUUACGCUGCACGUCUACCAAUACAGCCUGUCCCGCAAAGGGGGUGUUGCCGGCGGUCGCAGCCGUUUACAUAUCAUCGACUUGGGCGGCUGUGCCAAUCGCAGCGGGGGAUUGCCGCUCUCGGGAAUUGGCAACAUACUGUUGGCCAUAUUGAGCGGGCAAAGGCAUCCGCCGCACAAGGACCACCCGUUGACGCCGCUGCUUAAGGAUUGCUUGGCACCCAUUACCUGCCAUGUGGCAAUUGUCGCACAUGUGCUGCACGAGCAGAGCUAUCAGGAUGCACUCUCCACCAUUCAGAUUGCCUCUCGCAUUCAUCGCUUGAGGCGCCGCAAGCAUCGUGUUCCCAUGCCCCUUGCUGUGGGCUUAGCCCAGGGAUUGAACUCUGGUGCGGGAGGCUCAUCAGCCGGUUCGGGUGCGGAUCCAUCGAGUUCGGAGAUCUCAGCUGACACUGUCAUCUAUAUGGGACCCCAUGAUGAUGCCACCGACGGCGAGCAUCCUCCCGUUUAUCUGCCCUCACUUAGCGCAGGAGAUAACCGAGGUCUCCUCAGCAAGGCCCUCAAGGGCAGCGGCGCUGAGAAGCCAACAGCUCAACCAAAAUCCAACUGUGCCAGUCCAUUGAUGAAAAAGGCCGCCCUCGAAAAGGCCAAAAAGCAGCAGCCAACGCUGAGCAACACUGGCAGCCUGAAGAGACACAACACCGCAGGGAACGGUCCUUCCACCUCCUCCAUGGGAACUGCACAAAGUGCCUUGUCUCAUGAGCUGCCUCCGCCUGGAUCUCCCCUACCACGACACAUGUGCUCCAAGGCCUCGAAUAUGCCCACGCCGAAGGGAUCCCCAUUACGUAGGCCACAUGGAACGACACCAGGAGCUGCACUGGAGCAGCUGGAGGCGGGCAUGAGGAAGAUCACGGAGGAGCAGUGGAUUGAUGGGCCUCGGGUGUCGAGAGCUAAGGUGGCUGAGGCGCGACAUCUGAUGCGGGAGGUGAAUCAUGUCAAGCAGUGCGAGACUUGGGUAGAUGGACCCAAAUCACAGUCAUGUCGAUCCCUCACAGCGGGGAAUUUACCGACGGCUGCCCAGACACAGGGAUAUGGCUUCAUGGAUGCGCAUAAGAAGACCAUGAUACGGCAGUGGGUAGAGAAUCAGACCUCGCAAGUCUUCCAGACUACGGCCAGUACAGUCUCCGCCAGCAAUUCCCCCACAGCGUUGCACUUGAAACUCUCCCAACUGAAGCAAAAGUCGCUGGAUCUGCCGGAGAGGACAGCAUUCCAGCCAGAGGCAUCAUUGGAUCUGGCCCAGGGCUUUGACAGUCUCCCGCUGUUAGGCAGCUGUCUGGAUGUGCCAGCGGUAGAUGGCGAUGAUCAGGACAGCGGUCCCUCCGAGGUGCCACCAGCGUUGCCGCUGCUCGAUGACCCUCUCGGCUCUCGGGACAUCUCCCACGACAGUCUGCAUCGCAUGCUCUCGCGUCAUGUGUCGAGGGAGCAGCUCCAUGAGGCUGAACUGGCCGCCAGUCGCGCCUCAUCGCAGCAUCCCUCGCAGCGCAGCAUCGAUUGUGGCAUGCAGGUGACGGAGGAGGAGAUUGCACGCACCAUGGCCAGGGAAAGGGAAAGGGAACGCGAAAGGGAGCAUGCUCAUCCCCUGUCUGCACUAAGUCAUUGCGACAACUUGUCCUUUGUGUCCAGCUUCAACAUGGCCUGUGAAUCCUUCAGCGAGUGCGGAGAACGUGCCAGACACCAAUUUGAUCAGCUGGCCAGGCUGCAUGAGAUCUUCACCUCACAGUUGGCCAUGGCGGAGGUGACUCCCUCGGCGGCCCUUUAUCGCACGGAUGUGGGCAGUGUGUUCAGUGAGCCUGCCUUCAGAUUCAAUGUUGGACAGAGCAGUGUGUGCAGUGAGCCUGCCUAUCGCCUGACUCCGAGUCCUCCCAAGCAGCCCUCGCACAGUCCCAGUCAGGGUUCGCUGCCCAGUUUAAAUGGCAUUAUGGAAAUCGCUGGCAUGGAUGAUUAUGCAUUGCUGAGGCAACCGGACGGCGCUUCCGAUCCGAGUCUUCCGAAAAGCGAGAAACGUUUUGCGCCGCAACAUGAUGACAUCAGUGAGCUGGAGGAGAAGUCCAUGGCGACGGCAAAGAGGAGCAACUCUCUGGAGGAUGCACAACACAAGUUGAAUGAGAUCACAAAUAUCUUACCACUGGCGGCACAAUCUCGGCUGCCGUUGCUGCCACUUAACACUAGCUCGGAGGCCUAUGACAGUGGACAUGAUUCCUCUACGCCGAGGACGUCAAAGCAUUCGGGAAUCUCACGGCGUGCGGAGAGUGGCUAUCACAGUGUGGCCACCGUGAGGGACUCGGAUGAGAGCAGCUUUGCGUCGGGCAUGUCGAAGAACCAGCGACAUCGCAUAACCAUAUCAGGUGGCAACUAUCAGAGGCACGGCAAGAAGCGUCAGAGACACGAGGGUGGCAACAAGGGACUCUGCAAUUGGCUGCUCAAUCCAUUCUCCUGCACCUAUCCAGAGACUGAGGGCGAAAUCAGUGAUUUCUAGGGGGACAGACAGAGAUAGAGAGAGAGAGAGAGAGAGAGAGAGAGAUUUAAACAGAUGGAGAAGAGUGUUGUCCACACCCACCAAGAGAGUAAACAGAGCUAGUCCAGCAUUUAAAUGGCCAAAGAUUUAUACCACACACACACACAUCAUUAUCACAUAUGGAGGACACACACUCUUUGGUGGAUCUCAAAAAAAAAAAUAUACCAAAAAAAAAAAGAUGAUAGAAAACGGAAAAGAGAAAUGAAAAUAUUUACAGCGACUGAUUAACUUUUACUUGGCGCCGGCAGCCACAAUACAAUUUUAAAGAUAAUCGAAAACUCGAAUCUAAUCUAACCCAACUACCUAAUUAUACCUUAUAACUAUGCUAUAAAAGAGGCGCCACACACUCACUCAUUCACUCAAUCACUCACUCAUUCACUCACUCACUAAUACACGCAUUAGUUCAAACGGGGCUUUAAGCAUCUUAAGUUGCCAGCUAGCAUAAUGAAAAUACAAUUUUAUUACGGGUACUCACGCUACAAACUCAAGUUUUUGAGAUAAACUUUAUAA
Drosophila innubila is the source of this 4229-nucleotide messenger RNA. RefSeq names its product kinesin-like protein GA13060. Gene Ontology annotation, molecular function: ATP binding; microtubule motor activity; microtubule binding. NCBI's taxonomy places the organism in Eukaryota, Metazoa, Arthropoda, Insecta, Diptera, Drosophilidae. The transcript has 7 exons. Gene Ontology annotation, biological process: microtubule-based movement. Bases 249 to 3680 code for a protein of 1143 amino acids. The record is from RefSeq and is a predicted model, not a curated record.